CUCAGCGGAUCUCUGUGGUGUGUAGUGACGUCAUGGAGCAAAUACUGAUGUGUAAUGUCAGCCACCCUUAUCUGAGGAGAAGAGUCAAGGCCGUUAUCCAGAUCAUGUUCAGCAUCGCUUCCAACAUGUCCUGGGCCGACCACAUUCUCCUGGCCAUCAAUGUGACAAGUGACGGAAAUAUAACCUCCAGCAGCACAGAACAUGAGGUGCCCGUUCUCUACCCAAUCCACAUCAUCAGCCGAGUGGAAAACUCAACAAAACACGUCCCAAUCACCAAAACGGACAUGAGCGCAAAAGCCACUCACAGAUAUAAGAUUCAGAACUUAGGCCUCUAUGAUGUCCCCAUAAACCUCAGUGUUUCUGUGUCUUCGUAUGAGGCGUGGAUUGAAGGUGUGAGCUGGGACUUUAUUAUCUCUUCCUCUCAGAACUCUAACGUUAGAUGCCUUGAACUCAACGACUCUUCUGCCAUUCUUAGUGAAAGAAUGGAAACCAUGAGGAACAAGACGUGGCAAUGUAGAAUGGAGGAAUCUGGUGAAAUGUCCAUAAAUAUCAGUGGAUUGGUGAAGCCAAGGAACGCAUGGAAGGUCCAUGGUUUGGUGACCGUGCGCAGUGAAGUGAUGAUCCGGUACAAUCAGCUCAAAUAUCACAGUGACGGGAAAUAUCAUACAGCGCAGGUGGUGACACAAGUAGAGCUCCUGGUGAUCCCAGAACACAGGGCCUACAUUGCGGUGGGGACGGGUGUCGGGGUGAUUCUGAUGAUAGUCAUCUCCAUCCUGCUGUAUAUGUGCGGUUUCUUCCGGAGAUACAAGGACCGAAUGAUGGAGGAGGCUGCAUCAUGUGACCCCCAACAGCAAACAGAGGGAAAGGACCCUGACGCAGCUGCACAACUUAUGGGGCCCCCGGAGACACAAACAUCCAAGAGUCUAUAAGAAGGACCCAAAAAAUAGAGACAGAUCCUAGAUCAGGAAGGUGCCACCUCCAUCCAGGCCCCCCUACCAGAAUGGGACCCCAAAGAGCCACCAGGAGCCCUUUCUAUCAUGUGAUCUGACCCCCACCCCCAGGAGCCCCUACAUGUGAUCUGUUGCCCCCUUCAGUAUUUACAGUUAUAAGAGAUAAGUGGCAUUUGCAUCCCAUUGUCGGUCCCUGGAGCCCCCGGAAUAUUUAUAAGUGCAGCCAUCAGCCUCCGGAGCAGAACUCCCCCCACGGUUUUGCCUUCAUACUUGGACAUUAUAGCUUAUAUUUAGUUUUUUUUACAUUUAUUUUUUUUUUGAGUUUUGUCUUGGAAUAUAAAAAUCAACUAUAAAAAGCCACAAA
Hyla sarda is the source of this 1314-nucleotide messenger RNA. RefSeq names its product integrin alpha-L-like. Gene Ontology annotation, molecular function: integrin binding. The transcript is spliced from 10 exons. Gene Ontology annotation, biological process: cell-cell adhesion; cell adhesion mediated by integrin; cell-matrix adhesion. Bases 33 to 929 code for a protein of 298 amino acids. The record is from RefSeq and is a predicted model, not a curated record. Gene Ontology annotation, cellular component: integrin complex; external side of plasma membrane. NCBI's taxonomy places the organism in Eukaryota, Metazoa, Chordata, Amphibia, Anura, Hylidae.